GUUUUGGAUCAGCCAGCAACAAGCCGCGGCCGCGCAGCCAGCCUUCGGUUCGGUUGCGUUCACUGCAGCCAACAGUUUUACCAGGGACUCUGGCGAAAUACGACGUGUUUCUGUUGUCGUUCCCAAACGCGGCGGUGCGCAUAAGUUUGCAUCGAGUCGGUGCGGAGGUCCGUAGCAGCGAGCAACGGCUGUGGUGCGAUCGUGCGUGUGGCUAGUUUGAAAUUUCUCAAUUGCGCGUAGUGUGGCGGCUUUCGGUGGUUGGCGGUUGAAGAAAAGUAGUGUACUGACCGCGUGCAAUAUCUCUCGUCGAAGCAUAGGAAACACAACAGAACGAGGCCCGCGUAAAGUGUGAAUGUGCAUAAUCUAUGUACUGACGCGUGUUGCAGCGCAGAUGAAAUAAGUGGCUUCACUAUUUUUUGGCAUAUUGAGUCACAAAUUCACUGACGAAGAGCCGAAAAUAAGCUACUUCAGUGUGCUUGUGAGAGUGCUUAUUUGUUAUAAAAAGCGUGAAGUGUUCGUUCGAAUCAAUCGAGGGAAAAAAAGAACAAACUUGACCAGCAUCAUUCGACAGCAGAGCGCUCUGAAGCCAACCACAAAGGGAGAGAUCAACGAAACAGGCCGCAUCUGCACCCGACAUUGAAACAAGUCUGAAGGCACGAACGUGAUUCACCCUGACGAACCGGUAGACUUGGACGAUGACGGGGCGACGACGGUCGCUGGGAGCUAUUCGGGCGGCUCUGGCGAUACUGUUGACCUGGGUCACUCUGUGCAAUGGCCACGGGAGACUUAUAGAGCCACCGAGUCGAGCAUCGGCCUGGAGAUAUGGAUUUUCUACGCCUCCGAAUUACAACGAUCAUGAGCUGUACUGCGGUGGAUUCAACCGGCAGUGGCAGAAGAACGAUGGCAAGUGCGGCGAGUGCGGAGAUGCCUACGAUGCCCCGAAACCGAGACCGCACGAGUACGGUGGCAAAUGGGGCCAGGGAGUGAUUGUGAGACGGUAUAGGCCUGGAUCGGUGAUUACCCUGAGGGUAGAGUUGACGGCUAGUCACAUGGGAUACUUCGAGUUCCGAAUUUGCGACAACGUAAAAGCCCAGCAGGAAUGUCUAGACCAGCAUCCGUUGAAGAUUCUCAGUGGUACACCGAGCAUUCCGCACCCGAACGAUUUGGAAACUCGAUUCUAUCCUCGCAACGGCAGUCGAAUCUACGAAAUGAAGGCCGAACUUCCUCAAAGCUUCCAGUGCACCAACUGUGUCAUCCAGUGGAAAUACAUCGCCGGUAAUAACUGGGGCAUGUGUCCGGACGGUAACGGGGCGGUCGGUUGUGGACCCCAAGAAGAAUUCCGAGCCUGUGCGGACGUAUCCGUAGGUGAUACCAACGACAACGGCAAUCGCACUCCGCUUCGACCAGGAUACCGCCCAACACCAACCCGAGUGCCAGCAGUCACACCGGACCAGGGCGCCAGCGGAGCAGCCGGCAACGAUACCAGCGUGGACGAAGAGAUGCCAACGGGAGUCAAAUAUAUGGGACCACUGGUCGCCAUAUUGUCGCUUUUUCUGGUCCUAUGUGGAUUUGCUGCACUCUAUAUUUAUCACUAUCAUGGGGGGCGGAUAAAGGCUCUGAUGCGUUGGAACCGGGACAAGAACCAGAAGAUGGCGGCACAUGUUGGGGAGAGCGCACCAAGCUUUACCGAGCCCACCAGCCCUCCUGUACCACCACCAAGAACCAAAAGGAUCUCGCAUCAAAUUCGUGAUAUCGAAGCCGACGAAUCGAGCGUACUGACCGGCAGCACCAAGCCAUCGGUGUUGAUGGCCAAGAUGACGCCAGCCUCAAACGUGGAUAGCAGCCAACCCGUUGGGAAGAAUUAACCUUAUUAGGGAGCAAGGAAUCCAGUGUCAAGUAUCGUUUUAAAAGCAUAAGCUACAACAAGACGAAGUGUUUUUUUUAUUUAUUAUAUAAAGUGUAGUUAAAAGUAGCGAAAUUCAAGCAUACUGGCGAGUAGCGCCAGCACUGACUGAUAAAAAUCACAAACGGAUCACGUUUAGAUUAGCCGGUAAGCGUGAGAGAAAACAAGGUGAAUUAUACUAAAGUACUGUAGAGUAGAGGAAAGUACCCCUGCAUACAUCCAUACUGCCAACAACGAGUGCUAAGCAGUUCACGAGCUCCAUCGAGGCUCGGCUGAUUUACUUAUGCACGCAUAAAUACAAAGUAGAAUAAAAAUGUUCGUUGAAUCAUCGGGUACCGGUCUUUAGUCGACCGACGAUGAUGCUGAUAUGAAUGGAAUAAACGAUCGAGUAGUACAUUAGCUGAUAGAAGAACAACUGCGCCUUUAUUUAUGCAAGAGAAA
This is a messenger RNA of Aedes albopictus (Asian tiger mosquito), 2344 nucleotides long. RefSeq lists its product as uncharacterized. NCBI's taxonomy places the organism in Eukaryota, Metazoa, Arthropoda, Insecta, Diptera, Culicidae. The coding region runs from base 696 to 1865 and encodes 389 amino acids. The record is from RefSeq and is a predicted model, not a curated record. The transcript is spliced from 4 exons.